Schistocerca gregaria is the source of this 1205-nucleotide messenger RNA. RefSeq names its product cleavage and polyadenylation specificity factor subunit 5 (gene Cpsf5). Gene Ontology annotation, cellular component: mRNA cleavage factor complex. The transcript is spliced from 6 exons. Bases 1 to 684 code for a protein of 227 amino acids. The record is from RefSeq and is a predicted model, not a curated record. NCBI's taxonomy places the organism in Eukaryota, Metazoa, Arthropoda, Insecta, Orthoptera, Acrididae. Gene Ontology annotation, molecular function: mRNA binding.
AUGACUGCAAAUCAGAUUAAAGGUAGCGGUUGGCCGCGAAGAGGAAGUCAAAAUGCAACUUUCGAUGCCAAAUACGUCGCAAAUCAGUCGAUUACUAUCAACAGGACAAUUAAUCUGUACCCACUCACCAACUACACCUUCGGAACUAAGGAGCCUUUAUUUGAGAAGGAUCCAUCAGUGCCUGCAAGGUUUCAAAGGAUGAGGGAUGAAUUUGAAAAGAUUGGAAUGCGAAGAAGUGUUGAAGGAGUUCUACUUGUACAUGAGCAUGGUUUACCACAUGUUUUGUUAUUACAACUGGGGACAACGUUCUUUAAAUUACCAGGAGGAGAAUUAAACCCAGGUGAAGAUGAAGUGGAAGGUCUGAAGAGGCUUCUAACAGAGACACUUGGCAGGCAAGAUGGUGUGAAGCAGGACUGGGUAAUAGAGGACACAAUAGGCAACUGGUGGAGGCCAAACUUCGAACCGCCACAGUAUCCUUAUGUCCCUCCUCACAUCACUAAGCCAAAAGAACACAAGCGGCUUUUUCUUGUCCAGUUGGCUGAGAAGGCCUUGUUUGCCGUACCUAAGAAUUACAAGCUAGUUGCUGCACCCUUGUUUGAGUUAUAUGACAAUGCACAGGGGUAUGGACCAAUAAUAUCGUCUUUACCGCAAGCUUUGUGCAGGUUCAAUUUCAUAUACAUGUGAAUUACCUUCACACUGGUAUUAAUGCUGUUGAAGAUUUUUUACCAUUGGAAUUAAAAUGGGGUCUCCGUCAGCUCCACGCAGCAGCAGAAGUGUAUAAAGACAAAAUAAUCUGUGCUGUGUAGCUUUUCAGGUACAAAAUUGUGAAAGUGGUGACAGUGGACAAGUGUUUGGUAAACAUUAAAUAAAGCAGUUUUACUGUGUUGCUUUCAUCAGUGAUAAAAGUAAUUUAUAGUGCUGCAGUUGGACUCGAGUGUAAAAAUAACUGAAACUUGCAAUAGUCUGUGCACUUUCCCUUCUAUGAUACAUAGUUUUACAUUUAUAGUGUGAAUGGCUGUACCAAGAAAAUAUUUUAAGGCUCUUGAGAUUGUCAUUACUGUGACAUUCAGAUGACAAAUCAUGUAUAUUUCACCUUCCUUAAAAACUAUAUCUUUAUUGUAUUGUGUCUCUUGUAUAUGUGAAGUGAUGAACUUGUGAGAAAGGAGGUUUUUUACACUCAUUCAAUAAAAGCUAUUAAGUUAGAA